Messenger RNA from Lathyrus oleraceus (garden pea), 931 nucleotides. Its product is annotated as protein PHOTOSYSTEM I ASSEMBLY 2, chloroplastic. Lineage: Eukaryota; Viridiplantae; Streptophyta; Magnoliopsida; Fabales; Fabaceae. Gene Ontology annotation, biological process: photosystem I assembly. The record is from RefSeq and is a predicted model, not a curated record. Gene Ontology annotation, molecular function: protein-disulfide reductase [NAD(P)H] activity. Gene Ontology annotation, cellular component: chloroplast. The transcript has 4 exons. Bases 52 to 564 code for a protein of 170 amino acids.
AAAAAAACUUAUCAUCAUCGUCCCUCUCUUGUUCACUCUAUCGAAACCAAAAUGGAUUGCAAUUUGCAGACAUCUGUUAUUCCACGAGGCCUUCCUUCCACUGCUACAAACCAAACACGAAGGAGAAGGACGCUUUUUGUUGUUAAAUCAUCUCACCAGAGCGAUAAUUCUACUUCACCAGAUGGAAGUGGAGAGCACCGUUCCAAGGAAGUAAAUGUUUCGAGGCGUCAAUGUCUGACUUGUUUGUGUUCCACUCCAUUUUUGAUUUCAUCCAAUAAUGCAACCGCUCUUGAUAAACCUGCUGGAUGUAGAAAUUGUGGAGGAAGUGGCAACAUCAUCUGUGAUAUGUGUGGUGGUACAGGAAAAUGGAAAGCUCUUAACAGGAAGCGAGCACAAGAUGUUUAUGAGUUCACAGAAUGUCCAAAUUGCUAUGGUCGAGGAAAGCUUGUCUGCCCUGUUUGCUUAGGAACUGGUGUGCCAAACAAUAAGGGUCUUUUGAGAAGGCCUGACGCAAAGAAACUGCUUGAUAAGAUGUAUAAUGGACGGCUAAUUCCCAACUCUUAGAAGUCAUUCUUGUGACCGCAAUUGAAGUGUGAGGCUUGCUAAUCCUGUUUUCGGGCACAAUGACAAUUUUCUAUACUAAGUGGGUGACUGCGAUGGUAAUCAGCUUCUACCAUACAGAACGUGCCCGUAAGCAUAAAUAUUUGCUCAUAUUUUUGGUCUGGAUUCAUUCCAGAACUCUAAUUUUUGCUUGGUUACCGCAUGAUGAAUUUCAAUAUUCUGUACCAAUUAUCCAAUGCUAGGAUUGCCAUAUUCAUGCAGACCAGAUUGUCAUGUAUAGUGUAAACAUUGAGCAAACACUUGUUUGUAGCAAGUAUUGGUAUUUAAGGUUCUAUAUAGUUACCAAAUAAAUAUGCAAAUGUUCAUGCUA